Messenger RNA from Coregonus clupeaformis (lake whitefish), 4251 nucleotides. Its product is annotated as zinc finger protein 148-like. Gene Ontology annotation, molecular function: RNA polymerase II cis-regulatory region sequence-specific DNA binding; DNA-binding transcription factor activity, RNA polymerase II-specific. Bases 964 to 3381 code for a protein of 805 amino acids. The transcript is spliced from 6 exons. Gene Ontology annotation, cellular component: nucleus. Lineage: Eukaryota; Metazoa; Chordata; Actinopteri; Salmoniformes; Salmonidae. Gene Ontology annotation, biological process: regulation of transcription by RNA polymerase II. The record is from RefSeq and is a predicted model, not a curated record.
AGUGCUUCACUACAGGUGAGCGGCAGAGCUAUCACAACGCCAAACAACUACCGUACAUUCCCCAUGCACUGCAGUUGGGCCAGAUGCGGUGAUGUUUCUUUCUGUCGCGGCGUAUAUCACACAGCGGAUACACUUUUCGCAGAUAAACGAUCUUAUUAGACUCUAAAGUAGGUAAGCAGGCUAAUGUUACGUAAGUUAGCUAGGCUAGCUAACUAAUGCUAAUAGCUAACGUUACGUUAGUUGUGAACAGUUUGGUCUGCAGUGCCUUUUAGCUAACGUAAGCGACGUCUCGAUUUGACUUGAGGUCUUGCUACCUAUCUGUUAGUUCUGGUUGUUGUUGGUUCUGAUCAGGCCUAGCUAGCUAGCUUGUAAACGUUUGCCAUUCACAGCUAGCCAAGUUAGCUAGCUAGCUAAUUAUCUACUGCUAACUACGUUAGCUAGCUAACGUUUGUCCACACUGUGCCGGUAGUUAUCUAGCUAGCUAACGUAGUUGUGUUACUUGUUUAGCUAACUAGCGAAAGUUGUCUAGGUAACUAAAGUUACCAAUAAUAACACCUAGUUACCUAACUAGGUAGUUAGUUAAUCUAGUUAGUUGACCACUGUAUAGCGACAGAUGAUGAAAGUUUAACAUUAGCUAGCUACAGUAUGGUCAAAUAGCCUAGUUUUAGUGCUAACGUUAAUUUUGGGCAGGUAAAUGUGCUAUUUUGAGUAAACGGGUUUGUGUUGGCUAACGUUAUUUGGUUGGUUGAUCAUCUUUAGGUAGCGAACUACGUUAUCACCCUAACCUCAGAUUACUCAAUGAUGGCCCCACUAAAAUGUAGCUAGCUAGCAUUUGUAGUGAUUAUUAACGUUAGCCUAUUGCUACCAAAGCUAAAUAGUGGUGUUUUGUUUGUCUUUAACUAGCAAAUACUUCUGCCCUCUCUUGACCCCACAGACACCUAGCUAGCUAGGUCUCUAGUAAAGAUGAACAUUGAUGACAAGCUGGAGGGGAUGCUGCUAAAGUGUGGUGGGGGAGUGGAUGAGAGGGUGGGGAUAGGGGGUGGGAGUCUGGUCGUCAUGACACUGGGCGAGAGGGGGUUAGCCCACCACCCCCUGUUAGCAGAUGAUGAUGAUGAUGAUGAAGAGGAUGAUGACCUGACAGAGGUUUCAAUAGUGUCUCAUGACCUGAUCGCAACUGAUGAACUGAUGGUACAUGAGGAGACUGUGAAGAAUGACCGGGAAGAGGGAAUGAUGCAGAGACUCUCACACAAGCUGCCAUGCACGCUCCACAUGCCUGUGAGCAUCAAACAAGAGUUGAAGCUGUCUUCGGAUCCACUGAUGCUGGGGAAGAAAGAGAGAAAACAGCCCAGGGACCUCACAUCAGAGUGUCACAAGAAGAAACGAAAACAACGCUCUCCUGCCAAGAUUCUCACCAUCAAUGAGGAUGGAUCAUUGGGUCUCCAGAGUCCAAAGUGUCAUGUGUGUGGGCACUGCAAUGCAGCCUUCCGAACGAACUACCAUCUACAAAGACACGUCUUCAUCCACACUGGUGAGAAGCCAUUUCAGUGCAGCCAGUGUGAUAUGCGCUUCAUACAGAAGUAUCUUCUCCAGAGACAUGAGAAGAUCCACACUGGUGAGAAGCCCUUCCGCUGUGAGGAAUGUGGCAUGAGGUUCAUUCAGAAAUACCACAUGGAGAGGCACAGAAGGACCCACAGUGGAGAGAAGCCAUAUCAAUGUGACUGCUGCCACCAGUACUUUUCCAGAACAGACCGGGUUCUAAAGCACAGGCGUAUGUGCCGUGAGAGGAAAGCCCACAAGACAGCAGCAGCGGGGAAAGAUGGAGGACUCCUGCGCAACACAGAAUCUCUGGGCUUCUCCUUCCCUACCAAAGAGUGCUCACUGCCCAAGAAGAAACGCCUGAAGACCUCAGACAAGCCUCAGUGCGCUCUCUCAGCUGCUGCCACUGAAGACGUUGCCACAGUCGCUUCUCUUGGCGACAUGGAUAAGGUGGAGCAAAGACCGAGCAAAAUCGAAUGUCUACCUCUCUAUGUGGUUUCCUCCAAGGUGGUCAAAGACGAGUAUGUGGUGGCAGAUUAUUCUGUGGAGCUUCCUGACUUAUCUGGCGGGCGGCAGUUGGGGCUGGGUGGGGAGAAUCUCUCCUCUGAGGAGAUUCAUCCUCCCAAGCUGGUCCUCAAGAAGGUCCCCAAGAGGAGUCUGAAGCAACCAACUGAACUUGAACCACCUGAGAGUUUGUCCCCUUUGUCCUCUUUCGAAGACUGCAAAGUCACCAGGUACACGUUCGAGAUCGUUGACAAACAAGAUCUUCUGGACGUGGAUGUGGCCAACUCUGACCUGGAGCCAGUAGAUGCUCUCCCAAGAGGGCAGACGAAACCAGCAUCCAGCAGCACAAACUACGACGAUGCCGUUCAGUUCUUGAAGAAGAAGAGGUAUCUCCAGCAGGUAGCUGUGGCCAACAACGACAACCGCGAUUACGCCGUUAAUGUAAGCAGCAUAGCAUCCCAGCCUUCCGCUACACAAGCCGCAGUGGCCAGCGUCAUAGACGAAACCGUUCCCGCCACCAUCUUGGAACCACAGCCGUUGAGCGUCGAGCUCAAGUCCAACCACGACAAGAACGUGCUCCCGGAUGAGGUUCUCCAGACUCUCCUGGACCACUACUCAAACAAGGCCAAUGGGCAGUCAGAUAUCUCCUUCAGUGUGGCUGACACUGAGGUGACCUCCAGAAUCUCCAUUAACUCCUCUGAUGUGUCUGAGGGCAGCCCGGUAGAAAGCUUGGGAGGUAACUCUCAAGCCCCACCAGCAGAGAAGUCUAGCCUCCUGCACGAGUACUCCAAGUUCCUCCAGCAAGCUCUGGAGAGGACUAGCCAGAACGAUAGCUACCUGAGCAGCCAGAGUCUUACCUUUGUCACCGAGAGCCCCAGCCUUUCCAACCAGCCUCUGUUCUCCACAGAGAAGCAGUACCCUUCCCCCAGCAGGUUUACCAUUGGUACUGGUAGGUCAGGGAUGAACUCUCCACUAAGGUCUAACUUGGAGAAACCACAUUUUGGACUCCUUGUAGGGGACUCCCAGCACUCCUUCUCAUUUUCGGGGGAUGAAACCACUACCUCGGCCGUGUCGCCAACCGAAGACUUUCUGGAGGGAGUUGCGUCCUCGAAAAAGACUGAUGCUCAAGGGUUGCAUCAGACUUAUCAAAUCAGCACCUUCGAUCAGAACUUCCCGUCGCAGUUCCAGACCUCACGUUCUGGAAUCACCUCCCAAUUUACUAUUGCCAAUGGACAAGUCAGUCUGCGAAGUCACGGAACAGACUUCUCUGAAUACCCUCUUGAGACGAGGUCUCAAUUGAACUCUUCCCCUGAUGCUACAAGCAGUCAAACGUUUGGUUGAGGAUAAUAGUUAUAUUAUUAUGCGAUAAUUUUGAAAGGCACUUUAUACCCAUAUCCUCUGUCCUGCCAAAAUAUGUUACACUGCAAAGGUGGGUGUUGCUCAAAGCAUUUAGUGAUUAAAAAAUAUAUACUUUUCUGUUAGGUUAAAGUGGUCAAUUUUGGGAAUCGUGAAAAUAGAAAAAUAUGUAUAUGAAGCAAAACAUUUAAUUGGGUUGUCGGGGGAAAAACUACAGCCCGACCUAUGUUUUUUUGGGUCUGGUUCAGAUUUUUUUCGGUGUACAAAACUUCCUGAUAUAUCUGCCGAUAUAUACUGUUUUACUGCGGGGAAAUUAAAAAGUAUAAUUUUUCCAGACUGAAUUCUCAAAUUGCCAUCCAAAAAGGCAAUUGUCCAAUAACUAUGCUUCAAAUGUUGAUUUCAUACAUUGUGACUGACACAUCAUGAGAAUGGCCGCAAGUGUUCAGAUCAGCAUGAGAUGUGCUUUUUUCAACCUAUUUAUUUGAAUAUCGGUUAUCGGUGGAAUUAUCGGCUGAUACGAUAUAUCGGUAAAAGGACAAUAUCGGCCGAUAAUGUAGGUGAACCGAUAUAUUGUUCAGGCUCUAGAAAAAACACUAAUGGGGUUUAUUAGAAUGUAGGCUAUAUUAAGAAAUGUAAGCCACAAAGGUGUAGUGAAAUGGAUUUGAUUGCAUAGUCAAUCAUUAUUGUUUUUGUCUCUAAUUUCGUUUUUCUGCUUGACUUCAAUCAUGUUUCUUCCACCUUUUUCUUGCUUUAACUCUAACCAGGUAUCUGUGCCUGUAUUUAUAAAGUGUCUCAGAGUAAUAGCAAAGAUUUGUAUAACUAACCCAAGAUAGACCAGAGCCUGUAGUUUCCAAU